CUCCACCUGCUCCUCUGACCUACUCCAUCCUCAACCAAACUCCAGAACCAUGACCUGCUGUGGCUGUUCAGGAGGCUGUGGCUCCAGCUGUGGGGGCUGUGGCUGCAGCUGUGGGGGCUGUGGCUCCAGCUGUUGUAAGCCUGUGUGCUGCUGCAAGCCUGUGUGCUGCUGUGUGCCAGCCUGUUCCUGCUCCAGCUGUGGGGGCUGCAAGGGAGGCUGUGGCUCCUGUGGGGGCUGCAAGGGAGGCUGUGGCUCCUGUGGGGGAUGCAAGGGGGGCUGUGGUUCCUGUGGGGGCUGCAAGGGAGGCUGUGGCUCCUGUGGGGGCUGCAAGGGAGGCUGUGGCUCCUGUGGGGGCUGCAAGGGAGGCUGUAGCUCCUGUGGGGGCUGCAAAUCUAGCUGCUGCCAAUCCAGCUGUUGCAAGCCCUGCUGUUGCCAAUCCAGCUGCUGCAAGCCCUGCUGCUGCGAAUCCUGCUGCUGCAAGCCCUGCUGCUGCCAGUCCAGCUGCUGCAAGCCCUGCUGCUGCCAGUCCAGCUGCUGCAAGCCCUGCUGCUGCCAGUCCUGCUGCUGCAAGCCCUGCUGCUGCCAAUCCUGCUGCUGCAAGCCCUGCUGCUGUGAAUCCUGCUGCUGCAAGCCCUGCUGCUGCCAGUCCAGCUGCUGCAAGCCCUGCUGCUGCCAGUCCAGCUGCUGCAAGCCCUGCUGCUGCCAGUCCAGCUGCUGUGCUCCUGUGUGCUGCCAGUGCAAGAUCUGAGAUAUCGAACGAUCUAGUCAUCAGCUGAGUUCUUCCAUUCUCUUCGUUGGGGUAGGGUGGGGUAGGGUUGGCUGUUCUCACUGUUCACAAAGCACUCCCUCGGAUAUCACCCUGUUUCUCUGAGGUGCUCUUUCUCAGAUAUAUGGCCUUCUCUACUACUCAGCCAAGGAGGUUAGUGGCCACAGGGACUUUCUGACUCUUCCUUGGCCAAUGUCUACUCCUCCCAGAUGUUUCAUAUUCGUGGUCCGCAGCACCUGGUGAAGGACUGGAUUCUUAACAGGAAAAAGCCACACACUGGCCACAUCAUGCCACUUCCUCCUGCCAGCACAGUCCACACUGGUUCCUCCAUCAUGCCAUUUUUAUACCUGUCUCUUAGAACACAUUAAUAUUUUC
Mus musculus (house mouse) is the source of this 1141-nucleotide messenger RNA. RefSeq names its product predicted gene, 39115 (gene Krtap5-23). The transcript has a single exon. The record is from RefSeq and is marked validated. Bases 50 to 748 code for a protein of 232 amino acids. Lineage: Eukaryota; Metazoa; Chordata; Mammalia; Rodentia; Muridae.